AUCUCUGCGACGCCAGACGGCAACGCACUGCUGAUUUCUAGCAAAACACAACCGAUCUCCGACGCUAGCAGCAGCAGGAUAGGACUUUUUCCCGGAAAUGUGACAUUUGGUCAAAGCUGGGGAGUAAGGAACACGAAAGGAGAAAAUGUCCAACAGAGGGCGAGAAGCGGACAGAAAGCAUCGGCACAGCCAAACACAUCAGAGGAGCGAUGCAGAUGAUGCAGUCAGCCCUGGCAGUAGCAGCCAUCGGGACGACUACAAGGAGAGAAAGAGGCGGAGAAGUAGCAGCAGCAGUGGUAGUCAUGUAUCACAAGAAAUCCAGAAAAUCAAGCAUGUUGAGAUCUUUUAUGAGAAACCCCCUCCUGGACUGAUCAAGGAAGAAGAAAUGAAACCAGAAGACUGUAUACCAGAUUUGCCUGGUAAUGAGAAUGCCAGAGAUUUCCUGGCUCAUGCACCAACUAGAGGACUAUGGAUGCCUUUAGGCAAAGAAGUAAAGGUUAUGCAAUGUUGGAGGUGUAAGCAGUAUGGUCAUAGGACUGGUGAUCGUGAAUGCCCUUUCUUUAUAAAAGGCAAUCAGAAGAUUGAACAGUUCAGAGUGGCUCAUGAAGAUCCCAUGUAUGGUUUGAUAAAGGAGAAAGAACAUCAGGAAAAGCAAAUGAGGAUCCAACAACUGAAAAAGCUGCUAGAAGAUUCAACAUCUGAUGACAGCAGUGACAGCAGCUCAAGCUCCAGAGGAAAACACAAAAAAAAGAAAAAGAAAAAAGACAAGAAGAGGAAAAAGAAAAAAAGGAAGCACAAGUCAUCCCACCACAAUGCAGAUUCAGACUGAGCUUAUUUCAGGGAAUUAAUCCGUCCUUGAAAUUGGAACAUUUGGGUGAUAAGGAACCCAUAAAUAUCUCUAUUUACAGUCUUUUAGACGUUGGCUUUGCGUGGAGUAGAACGUUUUGCAAAUGAACCUGGUCUAAGCUUACUGCAUCUGGAAUGUUUAGAGAAGUACUUUUUCCAUGAAACCCAUUUAAUACAUCAUUUAAUACAAUGUAUGAGACAUCAUCUCACAUUUUAAAGAGAACAAAGUGCUCAGAGCUCCACAAAUCUUUUUUUUUUCCCUGAACCAAAAGAGAUACACAAGGUAAGAAGGUCUAGCUACAAAAAAAGUCACUAUUAAAUUCUAUUUUUAAGACAUUUUCUAGGAGGACAUGAUUGUGGACCACUGAUUAAAAAUCCAGU
Molecule: messenger RNA, 1227 nt
Organism: Spea bombifrons (plains spadefoot toad)
Lineage: Eukaryota; Metazoa; Chordata; Amphibia; Anura; Pelobatidae
Gene: RP9
Product: RP9 pre-mRNA splicing factor
Exons: 6
Coding region: 146-829 (227 amino acids)
Biological process (GO): RNA splicing
Source: RefSeq, a predicted model, not a curated record